AUGAACAAUUUCAAGAUACAUUGGAAAGGCUGUCCUUGCCGUCGUCUUCCAUGUGCUCAAGUUGCAUCGAGCCGCCGAACCUCUGCGCAGAGUUGUAGCAUCGCACACGCUGCUGUGGAGAACCCUUCUCAACACCCAUUGGGAGCUGCUCUUGAGAAGGAACGGAACAACUAUCGAUCGAGGCUUCGGAGUCGUCGGGGACGGAGCUGGUGCAGCUCUGCAAAAAUUCGAGCCCGGGAACGCGUUCCUGUGAAGGAUCAGUGUCACGUACAGGUUUUUGAAUGGAAUACAGUACAAGUUGAAGCUGCAAGUGAAGUCACUACAAGUCAUGGGGAGUCUCAACAUCCAUUGGUUGAUGCUAGAACUGGUGCGAUAUUGACAGGAACCACUUGUAACACGGCUGCACGCCCUACACUCAUUAACUCGAAUGACGGCGCUGCCGCUUCCGACUUUAGAAUGACAAAGGCCGUUCAAAUAGAAGCCCUCUAUUCUUUGAUGCAUGUUGCUGAACACUCCGUGUGCUCGACAUCGAGCCUCAUGAUAUCAAAAGGAGCCGAACUUAUGGUUCCAGGCCGCACUGAAGAACGUCCAACAAACCGAUCGCAAACCAACCCACCUGGAAACAUCCCAGAACGGCUCAGCGUUGUCUCUCGAGGUCGGCCGAAAAAGAAACCAGGGAGUUGGAGCAACCCAGCUUUCUGCAAAGCAGUAGACUCAUUCAUAUUGCACCCAAAAGAAAGUCCAGCGUCUGCUACUGAAUCUGUCAAGUCCAUUGUACAGUCUUUUCUUUCAGAGGUACCUUCUCGAACUCCAAGCCAAAGAAGGGCACUCGAGCUUUAUCUCCAAGCUACACAGUCCUUACCAAAACAGCCACUUGCUCCAUCCCUGUCUGCAACGUCCAUCUCAGUGAAGACAGUCGAAGAACCCAUAUUUAACCAGGACGAGUUCCACGCUGCUGAUCUGGCUACUACGUCUACAGACCGACAAAGGAAAUCUCCAUCCUGGACAUCGAAGAAGGCCUUAACAGGAAACCCCGAGAUGGCUGCCAAUGAUAACAAGAGGCUCAACCGUUCAAGUGACAACCACUUUAAGGAUGCUUCUUUCUCAUCAAGGACGACAGUGACGGCAUUCAUCCCAUCGUACGAGGCCACUAAACCUCGGGAAGGGCUUCACAGGCCUUCAUACUCUUCGCUCUCAUCUGAUCAUGAUCUAGUGGCAUUUACUCCACCACACGAAAAGCUGUUUCCUACACCAAGACCUGUGUCUGCAGCUUCUAGGACUCCAACGAAGAAGCCCCCUCCUUGGCUUCGCCAGCCACAAACAUCUUCGGAGUUUUCGCCGUUCCCUAUGACAAGGACGAAUACUCGAGGGCUGGGGCUUGAAUACACUCUCAGGUGUUGCAAAGAGGGCCGCCGAGCAAAGAAGGGAGGAAGUCAAGGCUUGGGAGAGGAUCAGGCAGAAGAGGUUGAGAGAGAUGAGUGGGGAUGGCAGGGCAAGAAAUGA
This is a messenger RNA of Amorphotheca resinae ATCC 22711, 1503 nucleotides long. RefSeq lists its product as hypothetical. The transcript is spliced from 3 exons. Bases 1 to 1503 code for a protein of 500 amino acids. The record is from RefSeq and is a predicted model, not a curated record. NCBI's taxonomy places the organism in Eukaryota, Fungi, Ascomycota, Leotiomycetes, Helotiales, Amorphothecaceae.